Microsporum canis CBS 113480 is the source of this 528-nucleotide messenger RNA. RefSeq lists its product as hypothetical. Gene Ontology annotation, cellular component: trans-Golgi network. The record is from RefSeq and is a predicted model, not a curated record. NCBI's taxonomy places the organism in Eukaryota, Fungi, Ascomycota, Eurotiomycetes, Onygenales, Arthrodermataceae. The transcript has 2 exons. The coding region runs from base 1 to 528 and encodes 175 amino acids.
AUGCCUUCUCCCGCCUCAAAUGACAGCAACUCCAACGGUACAACCAAUGGAAACCACUCCACAGCCAACCGUGACAACGAGAAUUCACAUCCCUCACCUGCCUCUUCUUCUUCCUCAGCCUCAGAUACAGAGCCAGAGCGGAAAUCGAGGGCAGACCGUCCCCGCAUCGCCAGCAGAAAACCCAGCGCUUCGAUACUUGUACCCCGUGACCACCCUGAGAUCGAGAUAGAGAAGGAAGAGUUCCCACCAGAUGAUGCUCGUGCGAUGAGUCCGCGAAGAAAUUCGGCAGAUGUCGAGAAGUUGGGCACACAAGCUAGACAUACACUCCAGGAGCAAGCAAAGACACUGCAGUCGUCUUUACAGGCGCUGGCUGAACGAAUUGAUGAGGUCAAAUCAGAUCACGAUAAGCUGGAGAACGAAAAUCGCUUCCUACAGGACUAUAUUGGUGGUUUGACCAGGACCAUGUCCACAAAGACCGAACUUACCUCGACCAGCGGCGCAGGCAAGGGGAAGAAGUCCCAGAAGUAA